Messenger RNA from Cyprinus carpio (common carp), 3765 nucleotides. RefSeq names its product G-protein coupled receptor family C group 5 member B-like. Gene Ontology annotation, molecular function: protein kinase binding; G protein-coupled receptor activity; protein kinase activator activity. Gene Ontology annotation, biological process: G protein-coupled receptor signaling pathway. The record is from RefSeq and is a predicted model, not a curated record. Gene Ontology annotation, cellular component: extracellular exosome; signaling receptor complex; intracellular membrane-bounded organelle. Lineage: Eukaryota; Metazoa; Chordata; Actinopteri; Cypriniformes; Cyprinidae. The transcript is spliced from 3 exons. Bases 946 to 2121 code for a protein of 391 amino acids.
ACAGAAAACCUGACCUAAAUCCAACAGUUAUACAGCAAUUCCUGUUUCAGUUAUGAAACUUAUCUUCAUAGAUACAUAACAAAUUUGCAUAAUCUUAAUUGGCUUCCUGCAAACAAUGUCUACUUUGACCCGCCCUCAAACACUUUAGUUUGUGGUUUGUGUUGUGAUGCUGUUUUCUGCCGUGCAAAAGCAGAUUUGCGUUGUUCACAAUUCCAAAGGAUGAGGAUGUGAAGAGUCAGUGGUUAAAAUUAAUUUUAACAAUGAUACCACAGCAGUAAAACGCCAACCUUCCCAUCAUUUUACUGACGACUGCUUCACAUGGCCAACUCACAUUACAUAUGUGCCAUUUUUGAUAGUUGAUAAUUACUGUAAGGGUUUACUAUUUAGCUGUGACAUUCUGAUAAAUUCUGAUAAAUUAUAAAUAUACACAUUGGACAACAGCCUUUGGAGCUGAAUGGCCACUUUGUUUCCGACACAUGCUGCAAACAGUAGACCAGUCACAACAGACUGAGCCAUCUGACCAAUCAGAGGAGAGUAGCUUUGUGGAAGGAGGUCUUUGGAGAGACUGAAUCUUUGAAUGAAUCAUUUCAGACUAUUUGAGAAACAAGGUGAUGUGAGAUGAGUAUUGCGAGAAAAUUAAAUAGUUUUUUGACCUUGGAUGCAUGUAAACCUAUUGUAGGAGACCUCCAAAACAAAAUUACCAAUCUUUAAGAAAGGGUAAUAUGGGCACUUUAAGUCAAAAAUUGUAUAAAAAAAUGUAGUUCUGGAAUAAAAAAGCAAUCAUUCUAUUUACAAAUAAUAUUUUACAUAAUGCAUUGACAUCCACACUUAAAUUGGGACUUAGACCGAAAACAUUUUUGGGCCACUGUAUGUGUCGGACAAAAUUUUAAAAGCAAAUUGUACAAAGACUAAGAUUGACUCAUUUGCGUUUUCUCUCUUUCUCAGAUGUCAUUAUUUCAUGUGGUGUUCCUGCUGCUCACUGGACUGGAUGUGAGUUUGUCUCAAGAUGAGAUGUCGACGGUCCCUUUCGGCUGCAGAUUUGGACCUCCACGACCAUACACUCUCUUAUGUGACCUGGAUGCUAUAUGGGGCGUGGUGGUGGAGGUCGUAGCAGCGGCUGGUGUGUUCGCUGCCAUUUUACUUUUGAUAGCGUUACUGUGUCGCCUGCACUCAGUGACCGAGGCACCAAGGCGAAGUGGCAUCGGUCCGAUUCUCUUACUGUUAAUGGGCAUUAUUGGGCUGUUUGGGCUUAGUUUUGCAUACCUUAUUGAGCUUAAUGAAAGCAUCUGUGUGGUGCGACGUGCCCUCUGGGGUUUCUUUUUCUCCCUCUGCUUUGCCUGCAUGUUAACACAGGGCUUGAGGCUGCGCAAGCUUGCAUGUGAGUCUCGUAGCCCAGGCGGGUGUGCCCUUGUUGGACUAGUGCUGGGGUUAACAGCAGUACAAGGUAUUAUUGCUGCAGAGUGGCUUUUUCUAACAGUGCUGCGGGAGGGUAACCCGGCUUGCGAGUAUCAGCCACUGGACUUUGCACUCGCUUGUGCUUAUGUGGUAGCACUUCUGCUGGCUGCCCUAGUAACUGCAACAUUAGCGCUGUGUGGGAAGGCACGACAAUGGCACUGUAAUGUUGUGUGGCUUCUAGUCUCCUGCUUGCUGUCCAUUCUCCUGUGGGUGGCUUGGGUUGGUUUCUAUGUGUAUGGAAACAAAGUACUUGAGAAGUCUCCGGACUGGGAUGAUCCAGCAUUGGCUGUGGCCCUGGUAGCACAGGGUUGGUUGUUAUUGCUGUGCCAUGCUGCUCCUGAAGCCCAUGCCUGUCUUCGAUCACCAACUCAGCCUUCAGCUCCAGACUAUUUUGACACAUCUCAGAAUUCAUCACAUAUGAGAGACGCCAGCCUUGAUGAGGACAUCCCACUUUCACACAGGCAGUUUGUGGAGAGCCAGGGAUACGCGUUUGAUGAAAAUGCUGCAGGACUGAGAAGUGGUAACCAUCAUAACGGCAACACAGGGGCCAGACCCAGUGCACCCUUCAGAAGUAACGUCUACCAGCCAACUGAGAUGACCAUGAUACUAAAUGGAGGAGCAGUUCCGUCCGCACCUCCCACAUACACAGGAAGACAGCUGUGGUAAAGGAGGAGAAGGGUGAAUGGAAAAGUGGUAUAAAAUCUCUGAAGUGAAUGCAGACUUACAGUUAGGAACAACAUUAAAAGCCGCCAGUGCUCCAGUGAGACUGAAAUACAGGUCUGUGAUGUGUGUGUGUGUGUGUGUGUGUGUGUGUGUGUGUGUGUGUGUGUGUGUGUGUGUGUGAGAGAGAGCAGUUUGACAAGCAUGAUAGAAGGAUGUUAACACUGGACAACUCUUUGCACCAUCAAUAGCUGUAGUGAUUCUGAGUUUGUGUACUGGUAAAAAUAUUGAUGCGGUUUCACAGAUUUUCAUUCCCACAGUAUUUUAAUUUUAUAAUUGUGUCAGAUACACCUGAAUAUUUAUCUUGCUCUGGCUUCAGAUUCACCCUGAAGUCAUAUCGUAUGUUUCAUGAAGAAGAUGAACAGACCCGUCUGUAUUGCAGUUGUGAUUGUGCUGUAAAACUUGGACAUUUUAUCAUUCUGUGAUAACUGGAUACAGUACUUUGGUUUCUCUGGUUUUUAUUUCGUGAGUUGUCUGUGUAGGAAUGACUGGCGUGCAGCUGUAGCACCAAUCCCCAUGCAACAUGCUGUGACAAAUGGUUAGCGUUCUUCUAUGGACUCGUUAGCUGAAAUCUCACUCAAUUCUAAGCAACACCUUGUUGCAAAUGGGCUGUAUUUUUAUACAUCAAAUUAUUCUUGCAUUUCGCCACUGGAGCUGUGAAAUAUUUAAUCAGUUUUGAGCUCUGCUCUGUUUAACAGUUCUACUAUUAACCUUCAGAUAUCUACUACUGCUGGACAGAUCCCAGUGGAAAUAACUAUGAUGACAAAGCAAAGCAGGGCGGUGAGGACAGGGGGUGGAGUGGGAAUGUAAUUCAGAUGAGGUUUGCUAGUCUGAAUUAUGAUUUAAAAACGGCAACUCUAAAUGGCCAUAUACACACUGCAAAGUUUUGGAAGUGAUAACUUCUAAUGUGGACUCCUAAUGUGGGGAAUAAAUAAGUUACAGUGCCUGAUAACUAUAUCACUGUUAAUAGGUUUAUUUUGUUUUGCUAAUUUUAAUCAUUUUUGUGCAUUGUCAACUGACAUUAGAGCCCAAGUAGGCUAAUGGACAAUGGUAAAGUAAUCCAAAAAUUAGAUUUAAAUAAUUGGAGUUGUAUGGAUUACUUUGAAAUGUUUAAAUUCACAGAUUUUUAUUUUAUGAGCAAAAAGAGAUGAAGUAUAUUUUGUGUGUUUCACAGAAGCUACGAGGGUUUAAAUGAUUUUUGGGUGAACCGUCCCUAUAAGCACUGAAAAGAGUGACGGCUGCAGUAUGUACAUGGCCACAGAGAUCAGAGAACUGGGGUAAGAGGGUCCGGUCAGGUCAUCUUUCAAAUAGCUCUCUUUGUGUUUUUUUUGUCCGGUGAGGGUGACAAUGUGCUUAACCAGCUGUGUUCUGAAAGUGUUUUUAUCAUUGAUGUUUGCUCCUUAUACUGGGCUGUAGCUUUUGGAAAGGGAUAGUGAGUUGUAGAGAAUAACUACGAUUUCCUUUAUAGUUAUGCAUGCAGAGUCCUAAACCACAUCACAUAAACAGAUGUAUAUUACGGCUCAUUAUUAAACCGUUUUCACAAAACCAAGUGUGAACAUUUGGUUGAUUGCUCGGUCCAGUUCAGAGUUA